AUGUCCAACCGUCUCUCCAAGAUCUUCGGUGGCAAGAAGGCGCCCGUCUCCGUCUUCAUCACCAGCGCGACUGGUCUUGUCGGCGCUUCGGUCGUCCAGCUCAUCUACAAGGACCCGAAGUACAACGUCACGGCUCUCGUCCGUAGCGAGGAGAAGGCAGCUAAGCUCGAGAAGCUCGGCGUCAACACCGUCGUUGGCUCGCUCGACAAUGCUGAGCUCAUGACCGCUCUCGCGUCCCAGUCCGACGUCGUCAUCCAGAUUGCUGACAUCUUCAACCUUCCUGGAACGGAGGCUCUCCUCAAGGGUGCCAAGCACCGCUUCGAGAAGACUGGCAAGAAGCCCAUCUACAUCCACACUUGCGGUACUGGUAUCUGGGCCGACCUCGGUUCGAACGGUGCUGCGCCUUCGGACAAGAUCACCAAGGACACCGACGCCGACCUCGUCGAGAACUACAACGGCCUGCCCCACAAGGGCCCCGCCGAGGCCAUCGUCGCCGCCGGCAAGGAGGGCUACGCCCGCACCUUCACCGUCUACCCGCCCACCGUCUGGGGUAUCCCCAAGGGCCCGAUCUUCGACGCCCACCUCGCGCACACUUCCUCCAUCCAGCUCCCGCUUUCCAUCAAGACCUCUCUCGGCCGUGGCCAGGGUGGUGUUGUCGGUGAGGGCAAGAACGUCUGGAACCACGCCCACGUUGAUGAUGUCGCCAACUUCUACAAGGUCCUCCUCGCCAAGGCCGUCUCUGACGAGUCGACGCCCUCUGGCCCCAAGAACGGCCACUACAUCAUCGAGGCCGGCGAGUACAACUACCUCGAGCUCGCCAAGACCUACACCAAGCUCCUCCACGCCGCUGGCAAGUCGGAGUCCGCUGAGCCCAACCAGUUCACCGCGCCCGAGUUCGAGGCCAUCGGCUUCCUCUUCAUCCUCGGCACCAACGCACGCACCCAGGGUGUCCGCGCUCGCCAGCUCGGCUGGUCGCCGAAGUACACGACGAAGGACUUCUACGCCGGCGUCAAGGCUGAGGUCGACGGCGCUGUCUCCGGCACCUUCGCAGGCGUCCCCUACUAA
Peniophora sp. CBMAI 1063 is the source of this 1065-nucleotide messenger RNA. NCBI's taxonomy places the organism in Eukaryota, Fungi, Basidiomycota, Agaricomycetes, Russulales, Peniophoraceae. The record is from the annotation of a GenBank genome assembly.